GUGAAAGAAAUUCACCGGUAGCAAAAUAAGAUUAUUUUGGUUCAUUAAUAUGUUAAAGGUGUGAUGUGAUUGCAAACAAUAGCCAUGUCUGAAGCUUUAAAUGAUUUAAAAAAGAAAUACAAAGUGCACGAAGAGACAGAAAGCUAUUUUAAGCUAAGAACCGAAAAUGGAAAUAACAAGCCUUACUAUGAAAUGUCAUUUGAUGAAGCCAGGGUUCAAAAAGAAGAAAUAGCAAAACAAUUUGGAGGAGAAGUGGAAUUCGAAGGAAGUGUUAAAGAUUUUACUGUUCCAUCACCAUAUGUUAAGGAAGGAGUUUGUAUUACAGUAUACAGAUCAAAGAAUUGUGCGUUAGUUGUAGCGCCAUCUGUGUUUGUUUACUUCCAUGGUGGAGGAAAUGUGGUGGGAUCACGGAAAACUGUUGAUACUGUGUGUAAAAUAUUUUCUAGGGAUGCCCCUUGUGUUGUGGUAAAUGUAGAAUACAGAUGUGGACCAGAACAUAAGUACCCAGCCAACCAUGAAGAUGCUGUCUGUGUUGUACGAUGGGUCAAAAUGAACAAAGGAUUAAUAGGUGCUGUAAAUGAAAGUACAGUUGGUGUAGGUGGUGAUAGUGCUGGAGGAAGGUUAGCGGCCUCUGUCUGUCAUGAAGAAUAUAAUAUAAAUUAUCAGGUUUUAGUUUAUCCUUCAUUAGACUAUAGAAGAAAAUUUAAUUCAGAUAAAGAGUUUGAGAAGGGCCCUGUCUUAUCUAGUGAAAUAUUACAAUGGUUCAACAGAAAUUAUAUAAAUGAAGCCGAUUUUGAAAAGCCACGAGCAUCACCACUGUUGUAUAAAAGUUUCAAUAAAUGUCCACCAGCGUUGAUUAUAAUGGCAGAAUUAGAUAUGAAUAGAGACCAUGGAUAUGCUUACCAUGAGAAGUUAAAGGAAGCAGGAGUAAAAUCUCAAACAUUUACAGUUAAAGGGGUUACACAUGGUUUCUUUGUUAUGCCAGGACAUUUUAAAGAAUGCUGUCAGAGAGCCCAUGAAAAAGUUUCCAAAUUCAUCAAAGCGAACUCGUAAAGAACAACUUUGGACAGAUUGUAAUAAUAUGUUGCUAAGUUAUUGUCUACAGCAGUGUACCAAUGUGUUCAUUUCAAAUUUAUUUCAUUUUUCUCAUCUUACUAAUAAAACCUCUUUAAUAAUCCACUUUGAACAACUUUAAUAGUAUAUAGCUUACUAGAUAACUGCAGUAGUGCAACUAAUGGAAAUUUAGAGACCAACCAGAGUUGAUAUAUAAUAAACUUUGCAGUAAUAAUGGAUUAUGCUCAGUUCUGUAAUCUGUAAUAUAAAUUCUGCCAAUGUAGGCACACCUCUUCUGAGUAGUUUAAGAGUCUCAUUAAGACAUUAAAUCUUAUAAUUAACACCGUAUUUUACAAAAAUGCCUGAUAAUUUCUGUAAACAUAGUGAUCAGCAUACAUUGUCAUAUUGGACCUUAAAAUAUAAUGGUCCACAGAUAACCUAUUGCAAGGGAAAAUCUCUGCCCACUAUCAGAUAAAUAAUAAUGUGUUUAUUGAGUAAGCAGAUUGAUGGCCCCUUUACCCCUUUAAUCACUCAUUCAAAGGACUUUCAUAAUCCAUUAUGGCUGAUGUGGGAGGAAAACAAAAAAUUAAGUUUUUACAACAAAAGAAAUGGAUGCCAUAUGUUCAUAUGAUAAUAGAUUUAGCCAUUAAGCAUGUUCAUGUAAGAGUAUUAUUCUUGUUCUUUGGCCAGUCAUUAAAAUCAAAACUAUACACAUACCACUGAUCAAAUUUUACAUCCAAUCAUGUUCAAGUCUUUUAUCACAUGACAUAGCCAUCUUGUGUAGUAUUUUUUAAACACUGAGAAACAAAGUUUUAUUGCAUAUUUCCAUUCUAAUUUUAUGUCCUUGCCAAUAUGUGUUAGAUAUUUGAUGGAGUAAUCUACUUACAUUUUAAUGUUGAUUUUAAUCUGUUAUUACAAAUUUGAUUUUUUAUAAUCUAUUUUUAAUGUUUUGCAUAUAAUUGACAAACAUGUGAACAAUCUUUGAACUAAUUAUUGCAGGUUAUUUUAUCUUUUUUUUCUGGUUGAUGAUCAAAUAUGUUGUUUUUUUUUUAUCUGCGACACUUAAAACUACUGAGGCCAUACAACAAUCACUUUUAUAUUGUUGCAUCGGACAUUGUCUCUUACGACUUCAAAAUGCUUCUGUACAAUUUUUGGCCUUCUUUUACUUUAGGGGUCCCUAUACUUAAGGGUUAGGGUUCAUUUAUGGUUAUAUUUAAGUAAUAGGUAAGGAUUGGGUUUAAUGGCUAUUGUCAAGAUUAGGUAUGGGUUAGGGUUAGGGUAAAGGAUGGUUUAGUAUAGCUGUAUAUUGGUUUGGGCACCUAAAGUAAAAAAGGCCCAAUUUUGAAGUAUGGCUAUUCUGCCCAUUUUAUUUAAGGGGUGAUGUAUAGUUCAAUUAGUUUUUUUAUUAAGUGAAAACCGUAACUUGAGAAAAUAAAUAAAAGUUAAAGCAGUUGGAUGAAGAAUCGAGCAUACUCACUAAGCAUUCUAAUUCAAGAAAAGCCUGAAGAACAAUUUGCUUUACUGAUAUUUACUUUUUUUUGCUGUAGAUUUUAUUCAUAUUUUGAUUAAUUUUAUGAAAACCAUUAUUGGGGUAUUUAGAACAAAAAUUGAUAGAAUACUUUUGAUAAUUAUUUGCAUAAUAAGACAUUUAUUGUAAGUGUUUAGUAUAUGAAUAAAAAUAACCAGAGUAAAGAAUAUAAAAUUUUAACAUAGAAAAUUGUUUGAUUAUAAAAUUAGUGAUAGAUUUAUUAAUUAAAGUGUUAAGAAUUGAUAAUAUAGUGAUUAAAUCUAACCUAGUUAGGAUUAUAGAUUAGAAAUUUAAUAUAAAAUGUAGUCAAAAAUCUAGUCUAUAUUGUGAAUAUUCUGUACUAUUGUAUAUUUAUUUUGAUUAUAUCAAAUGAUAUAUUGAUAAGAAAUAUAUAGAACAUUAAUGUAAAUUUUAUUGGAAGUGAAAUCACCGGAAGAGUUCAACAUGGAUUCUGUGACAUUUUAAAGUUACAUUGAUGAGUUAUUUACAAUAAAUUACUAGUAAACACAGAGACAAGCAUGGAGAGAGAAAGAAAGUUUCAGGAUGAAAAUUUUUAGCAAAAAAGAAUUUAUGAAGAAAUACAAGAAAGUUGGAGAAAAAGUAGAACUGGAGAUGGGGAAUAAUGAUUCAAAUUAGAGUUAUUUCCCUUUUGUUAUUUAUUUUGAAGUCUUUUGAGCAUUUGUUUUUGAUACCACAUGAUUAAUGGUUUGCAAAUCUGAAAUAAGUAAAUAUAUGGAACCAAAACCAAAUACUCAAAAAACUUCAAAAUGAAUAACAAAACGGAUGUAACUCCAAUUUCUAGAACUGCGGGUAAUUUCUUUUUAUUGCACUAAGGGCUAUUCCAGAAAUAAAUGUAUGGGGGUGUCGAAAGGCUAAAAUAAAAUUUUAAUUGAUAAUUUCAUAUAAUUAGAAUGUCUAUCUGUCAAAAAUAACCACCACCCAUCAAAUUUUAAUAAAAGUGCCUUCCAACCCCCAUUCAAUUAAGUCUGGAAAAGCCCUAAAUAAAAAUUUGACAUCAUUGGUUUGUUGUCCAUGGUUCAGAGGUACGAAAAACUUGGUAUUUUGAAAAAAAAAAAAAUUUGCCUCAAUAAUUUUGUUUAUCCUUUUUUUUGUGAAAACCUCUUGCAAAAUGAACAAAAAAUAUUUUUUAAUCAUAAAUUCAUUGAUUUACAUGGAUAUUGUAUCAAUAUUAACCAGUUAAUAAGCUGUCUCAAUUUGAAAUCCUACAAAACUGUGCCAUUAUGUUUUACAAUUUUCAUCUUUUAAAAGUUUAUAGUAUAAUAUAUAGUAUAAUACCCCCAUUUUAAACACCUUUUCCCAUUAUUUUAGCUGAAGUGCAACAUAGUUAUUUAUAGAACACAGCAUAGGUUUCAGAAACAAGCUGUACAUAGCUUACAAUAAUCAGUUACCUUUAAUUAGCAGCAACAAUUAACGAUAAAAAUAACAAAGCAUGAAGUGUGAGAAUGAUAGAGAAAAAUGGUAGGAAUGUCAGGAAUGUCAGGAUGAAAUGCAAAUUUAUUUGAGUAUGUGUUUUGUAUUUUAUUGGAAAUAAUUUUAAAACAUGGACAGGAAUAUUUAUUGAGCAUUAUUGUCAUUUGUGAAAGAUCUGCACACUAAAAGUUUGAAUUUUUUGUUAAAGCAUUUAAUUUCCUGAUCAAUCCAUUAUCUUCAGAAUGAUGUAAAGAGAAAUUGUGAUGGUUUUGUAGAAUGGAUUACAGCAUUGUUAUUGUGAUGGCAUACACCUAAUAUUUGCCAAAAAUGUGAUGCAUAGGCAUUUUAAGUAAAAUGUGCAUAAAAACUUUACUUGCAUCACAGGAUAUUAAUGAAAUAAAGUACAUAUUAUCGUCAAUUCAUUAUUUUCUCAAAGCAUAUAAAAUAUGCAAAGCCAUGCAAACUAUCAUGUGCCUAUUUGUUAUUUAAGCUUUUGUAUUUUAUUGUCAUGUUGUAGUUUGUUUAUUAUACAUAUAAUAGCUUCUAGGUUGCUUUUUUUUGUAAAAUUUGUCUGUAUUGUGCAAUUCUUUUGGAAAAUUUUAUUUGUUAAUUAUUGCAGAUUAAAUAUAAAUUUAAAUGCUAUAA
Mytilus californianus (California mussel) is the source of this 4657-nucleotide messenger RNA. RefSeq lists its product as uncharacterized. Gene Ontology annotation, molecular function: hydrolase activity. Bases 85 to 1053 code for a protein of 322 amino acids. Lineage: Eukaryota; Metazoa; Mollusca; Bivalvia; Mytilida; Mytilidae. The transcript is spliced from 8 exons. The record is from RefSeq and is a predicted model, not a curated record.